ACCACUGGCAGAUCACACUCAAUCUGGAUGCAAGCCCGAGAGUCCCGCAGUAGAAACUGCAAGAAAGACGACAAAGCCUAGAGUCCCACUCCAGACUUCGACAUACCUCCCUCUCAAUAAGUCUAAUAAGCAACAUGUCAGUCUAAAAAAGACAAUGCAUGGGUAAAAAACCAUAUUCCCAAAAAAGUCAUCCAUCAUGUGAAUGAGAACACCCCUUCCCGAACUAGGAGUAAUAUGCCUAGCAACGCACAUAACUUGGGAAUGCAACGUAGAACGGAUCAUCAGGAUAUAAGGAGCACUAAACGGGGCUCGUAUAGGCACCAUAUUAAUGCAUAUUCUUGUCCAAACUCUCACACUAUCUAUGUUGAACCUCAGCAACAUAAUGAGUAUAGAUCGACACAUGACCCUCUUAAUAACUUCAUUCACACAUGUGAUGUGACCCAAUAUGCAUACGACUACGAAAGACCCAUGAGGUACAACUACCAAGGUAAUCUUAACACAGGGUACCUAGGUCAAGCAAACUAUAUAUCACCAGUAAAUGAACGCAGAUGCCCACCCAUGGAUGCUAAAAGUCAAAACAUGCAACAGGAUUAUUUUCGGAUGCAGCAAACAAUAGCCCCACUCGCUGCACAAUUCAUCCAGGAAAUGGUACACACACUGACUCUGUCUCACCUCAGAGCCUCUCCAAACAUAACGUAGGAAUAGUAACAAGUAACCAUGUUAACCUCUCCCCCAAUAACUCUGGUUUACUAACGAUUAUGCUCCUGAAUGCUAGAUCUCUCCUUAACAAAAUAACAUCGCUUCGCUGCCUGGCAUACAUAGAACGGCCAACACUAAUAAUGGUGACUGAAACCUGGCUUACUACUGAUAUACCUGACUCAAAGCUAGUAAUAGACAACUACGACAUCUAUAGGAACGAUAGAGUUGACAAAAGAGGAGGUGGCUGCUUAAUAUAUGCCUCUAAAUCCACUAACUCCAAUACUUUCAAUAACCCAACUACUGACAAACUCCCUGAAUCUAAGUGGAUAAGCAUCCACACAAACGAAAAUAAAAUUCUCGUGGGAUGUAUAUACAGACCCCCUAAUAGCCCUGAAAUGACUGAUAUAGCUAUUGGAGAAACACUAGAGCAUGCAGCUACGCUGGACUUUGAUUACAAAGUAGUCUGUGGCGAUUUCAACUUACCUGGAGUAAACUGGGAUACCUGUACAGGACCUAGAAUACAUGACGAGCUACUACAAGCUAUAGACGUAGGCGGAUGGAAGCAGUGCGUACGCCUCCCUACAAGAAAUGAAAACACUCUUGACUUAAUCCUUUGUCAUGAAAUUGAGCCCAUCUCGAUAGAGGUAGGAAAUAAACUUGAUAACAGUGAUCACAACAUAUUGUACUGCACGCUACCAUUCCGACUAACAACUAAGCACACACCUAAAAAUUCCCCGGUGCACUAUCAGUAUAGGGACUAUAAGAAUGCCGAUUGGGAAUUCCUAUCAGAUCUGCUGAGAAGUUCUGACUGGGAAGAAUACUUCAUUAACAAUAACUUGGAAGUAUCACUCGAUAUUUUCUACAAAACAAUUGGCUCAGCAAGAGACAUAAUCGCGCCCCUAAAAUCUGCUCUAAAGACACCAACUCCAUUUAUAGACCGCAAAACGCGACUAAAACUAAAGAAAUUGAAAAGGAAAUACCAUGUAUUUAAGGAAUUUAAUGCGUUAAACCAAAUACAUGAAACUCUUAAAAGGCUUGAAGAUAAACACAAAAUGAUGUCACAACUUGAAGAAAAUAAAGCGCUUGUGGGUAACUCCAAAACUCAGGAACUUUGUAGGAUAUUGCAGAGACGUCUAAAAAGCAGUAAAGACAAUACUGUAAGCAGCUUGGAACAUAAGGGUAUAAUAUACAAUGAUCCCCAGGUUAUAAGUGAACUCCUCAAUGAGUGGUUUUGCAAUGACGCCAGAGUGCACCCGACCCAAAAUUUCCAAAUGACCUGCAAAAGUAACCACAAAUUAGGCGAAAUAGACUUUAAUAUACAGAAUAUAGACUCAGCGAUUAAGACUUUGAAGUCUAAUGGUAGUACUGGAACAGAUGACAUACCAUCUGUCAUGUACAAAAAUGGUAGCACGGAAAUGGUAGUCUUGUUACUUAGAAUAUUUACUCUCUCGUUGGAAACUGGAACUUACCCUGAAGUGUGGAAAACCACAUACAUAUUACCUAAGCACAAAGCAGGGGCCAAAACCAGUGUAUGCAACUAUAGACCUAUCAAUAUAACACCGGUAAUAUCCCGAAUAAUGGAGAAAGUGGUUAAAGACCAAGUGUCAGACAACUUACUAGAAUAUGAACUUAUCAAUCCAUCACAACACGGAUUUCUCAAAAAGAGAUCAUGUGUGACCUGUCACAUAGACUUUUUCAACGAAGUUACACGAACUAGGGACAACAGAGAACUAGUAAUUGUACUAUAUUUCGAUAUAACAAAAGCCUUCGACAGAGUUCCCCAUAAUCUGCUAGUCAGCAGGUUAUGCUCACUAGGGAUAUGUGAUCCUCUCCUGAGCUGGAUAAAAUCAUUUCUCUGUGGCCGAAGUCAGACAACGAAAGUUGGCUCGAUAAUCUCAAGGCCUAAACCAGUAAGUAGUGGUGUAAUCCAGGGAAGUGUAUUAGGCCCACUCUUAUUCAUAAUAUAUAUAAACAGUAUCUGUGAAUGCUUUAAUGUAGGUAAACCAAUACUAUAUGCAGAUGACUUAAAAGUAACGUAUAAAUGCAAGAACACAGAUCUUGGAAUAACAGUAAACGCCAUACAGCAAGAAUUAGAAAAAAUGGAUAGAUGGUGUGACACCUGGCAACUCCAAUUUAAUGUCGAAAAAUGUGGCUGGCUCUGCAUAGGUUGCAACAAUUUAGAACUUGACCUGACAAUUCAAGGCCAUGCACUUCAACGACUGGAAUCUGUACUGGACCUAGGGCUGAAAUAUUCACAUAGCUUAUCAUUUUCUGAACAUAUCUCCAAACAAGUGUCAAAGUCACGCAGACUUAUCGGCUUUCUACUCAGGAACUUCUACAGAAAUGAGUCUAGAAUUCUGUUGUACAAGGUUUGUGUGCGUCCUUUAUUUGAUUACUGUUCAUUCAUGUAUAGUAGCAUACGCAUAGAGGACAAAUUGAAAGUCGAGGGAGUGCAGAGGUACUUCACGUUAAAAUUACUCGGAACUGAAAAUGGUACGAACUACUCCACUAGAUGUGAUACCCUAGGACUAGAAACACUAUGGCUAAGACGCCUGAGACUAAACUUGACACUUUACUAUAAGCUUCUAAACCACUUAGUUUUUACCUCUACUAAUGGCACUCGACUUUCAGAUGACAAUGGUUACAAACUAAGACACACUAAGGGUACAGUAGCUAUCGAACAAUGUAAAACAGCCACCAGGCAAAAGUUUUACUUGAUUAGGUAUGCACAGAUAUGGAAUAAACUGCCAAUGGAAAUGCGUCAAGCAAGUACAUUGGCCUCCUUCAAAAAGGUGCUUAAUGACAAACUACAAGAGUUUGCAAACGAUAUUAGUUCUAGUUCCUAUCUGAGAGCCUCCGAAAUUAUAGGUCCAUUUAAUGUAUAAGCUUAAAUACUACACCUGUUGUUUUUUGCCUAUAUUUAUAAUUCUAGAUAAAACAUUGACGGUUAACAUACGUAUCCUCAAACAGACAAGAAAUCUCGUUUGUGAAACUACUACCCAACACAAUAAGUGGAAUAAAAUGGACAUAAACCGACAACAUGAAAAAGGUAUAACUCACCACAACAUCACAAGGACAGAUGAACGCUCGUUGGGCACCAUAUAUCCCUCACCAACUGCAACCCACCUUUCCUUAGAUAAUGUGAUGAACUUAUAUCCAUAAUGUUGCUGAGCAGUUAAUAUUCUCAACUCCUGUCGGAACAGCUGAAAUUCAUAAACCUUCCUAACGCUAAGAAAAUACCCACAAGCAGUAGAAAUCCAUUAAUUAAUGCGUCCGAAACUUAUAUACUUACUCCCAACAAUGACAUUUCAGAUCAAAUGAGAUAAACACAUCACUGAUCUCAGAAUAACACAUCAAUGAACUAUAAUUCGAGGACUCUGCACACAACAAAGUUAUGUACGAAUAUUUACUUCAAGCUUUAUUUUUUUCCCAGGCACUUUUAAUCCAUCCACCAAAGACCUGGUUUUUUUGUUAAUGCGAAGACAAUACUCCUGUAUUUCCUGUUGUGUUGCACUCACUGACAAUCUAGCAGAUUUUCCCAACUUAGCACAGAAGUGAUUGUAUAUAAGUGAAAAGGCUGUUUUAUACUACUGGG
Molecule: messenger RNA, 4294 nt
Organism: Trichobilharzia szidati
Lineage: Eukaryota; Metazoa; Platyhelminthes; Trematoda; Strigeidida; Schistosomatidae
Source: the annotation of a GenBank genome assembly